GCUGAGGAGAGAGCAUCCUCCGCGGCAGGUUUCUCCUCACACAGGCCCCGUUUUCAUGGAUGUAAUGUUAGAAAUCAGAGAAUUAUUAAUGCUAAAUACCACAUUACUACCGUGAGUUCACGCUGCUCCCGGUAAUCUCCCGGUAAUCUCGGGCUGCUGUAACUCUCCGAGCUCAGCCAUGGUGGAUUUAUCCGGGAAUGGUGCAGUGUCGCCGGGACACACCAGACACGGACAGAGCUCCGGAAAUAACGGGAGGAAAACGUCGAAAAAGUCCCGAACGAGAAGAGGCAAACGGGGCCGGAGGAGACGGAACAAAAAGAACAACCGCAACAACAAAACCCCACCACCGUAUUUCCCGCCGGAGGCUGAAGAAGGAAACAUCGAGUACAAGUUGAAGCUGGUUAAUCCCACUCAGUAUCGCUUCGAGCACCUGGCCACGCAGCUGAAAUGGCGUCUGCAGGAGGGCCGCGGCGAGGCCGUCUACCAGAUCGGAGUGGAGGACAACGGCCUGCUGGUGGGCCUGACCGAGGCGGACAUGAGGGCGUCGCUGAAGACCUUGAAGAGGAUGGCAGAGAAAGUCGGAGCCGACAUCACGCUCCUCAGAGAGAGGGAGGUGGACUACGACUCGGACAGAAACACUCGCAAAAUUGCUGAAGUCCUGGUCCGAAAAGUUCCUGAUGACCAGCAGUUCCUGGAUCUGCGGGUGGCGGUGCUGGGGAACGUGGACUCGGGGAAGUCGACCCUGCUGGGCGUGUUGACGCAGGGCGAGCUGGACAACGGCAGAGGACGAGCUCGACUCAACCUCUUCAGACACCUGCACGAGAUCCAGACGGGACGGACGUCCAGCAUCAGCUUCGAGAUCCUCGGCUUCAACAGCAAAGGAGAGGUGGUGAACUACAGCGAGUCUCGGACAGCGGAGGAGAUCUGUGAGAGCUCGUCUAAGAUGAUCACCUUCAUCGACCUGGCCGGACACCACAAGUACCUGAAAACGACCAUCUUUGGCCUCACUAGCUACUGCCCCGACUUCGCCAUGCUGGUGGUGAGCGCCAACACGGGCAUCGCCGGAACGACCAGAGAACACCUGGGUCUGGCCAUGGCGCUGAAAGUUCCCAUCUUCAUCGUGGUCAGUAAAGUGGACCUGUGCUCGCGCGGCACCGUGGACAGGACGGUCCGUCAGCUGGAGCGGGUCCUGAAGCAACCGGGCUGCAACAAGGUUCCCAUGGUGAUAUCGAACCCCGACGACGCCGUGACGGCCGCGCAGCAGUUCGCACAGUCUGCAUGCAUCACGCCCAUCUUCACCUUGUCCAGUGUGUCUGGAGAGAGUCUGGACCUGCUGAAGGUUUUCCUGAACAUCCUCCCUCCUCUGAGCAACAGUAAGGAGCAGGAGGAGCUGAUGCAGCAGCUUACCGAGUUCCAGGUGGAUGAGAUCUACUCUGUCCCUGAUGUCGGCACCGUGGUGGGAGGAACUCUGUACAGCGGAGUGUGUCGGGAGGGCGAGCGGCUGGUGGUCGGCCCCACAGACGAGGGUCGGUUCCUGCGUCUGAAGGUGGGCAGCAUCCAGAGGAACCGCUCGGCCUGCAGGGUGCUGAGGGCCGGACAGGCCGCCACGCUCGCUUUGGGGAACUUUGACCGCUCGCUGCUGCGUAAGGGCAUGGUGAUGGUCAGCCCUAAGAUGAACCCGACCAUCUGCUGUCAGUUUGAAGCCGCCAUCGUGCUCCUCUUCCACGCCAAGACCUUCCGCCGGGGCUCACAGGUCACCGUCCACGUCGGCAACGUGCGGCAGACUGCCAUUGUGGAGUGUCUCCACGGGAAGGAGGAGCUGCGUACGGGCGAGAGAGCCGUGGUCCGCUUCCGCUUCAUCAAACACCCCGAGUACCUGCGACUGGGCGCCAAGCUGCUCUUCAGGGAGGGCGUCACCAAAGGCAUCGGCCACGUUGCCCGUCUGCUGCCUCCCUCCCAGAACCAUGACCAGAACCAGAACCAAAACCAUGACCAGAACCUGCAGGAGCCCUGAAGACGUCCAUCCUGCAUCAAGAACUUUCAGGCGGGCUCCUCCCCUGCCACGUGUCGGCGUAUGUCUCCGCCCCUCCUGGAUCUUUCAUUCUGUCCUUGUUCUGUCCCGCUGUGAUGUCAUCGGCGCCCUCUUCCUCUCUGCAGACUUUCGUGUCUUGACUCGGAGCUGGCUGACCUCGUGGACUUAAGCCUCGACCGUUAAUCUGAGGCCGUGGCGUGAGAAGGCGGCGGGAUUAUUUUGGGGGGAUUUGAGGAACGGAUGGAUGUAACUGUGCUCGGGGAGGAUUGACCCCUCGGUCGGCCCCCUCCUCAACAUCAAAUCUGCACGCGCUCAGAGGGAACAUGGCGCUCUGGAGAGGAGGAUUAUUCCCUCAAACAUUCAGGACUGUGAUGGUUUCACAUUUUCAGCUCAAACUUCAAAAACAGAAGAUUUAACGCCACAUUUUUAAGAGUACGGUGGCUGACGAGGGUCAUUUUUAGACAUUUUAUGUUGAAAAGAUACACACAUAAAUCCACUCUGAGUGAAAAUUGGAGAAGGAAAGACGGUUAAAGAAGUUUCUACUGGAAUGUUUUUAUUCAUGUAACUGAAGAGUUCAAAGGGCAUUCAGAAGACAUAAAGACAGAAGUAGAAGCUAAUCACAAUAAUUACCUUCAGAUCAACAUGUUUUUGUCCCUUCAGAGCCUCCGUAUGUUUCAGAUCAACUCUCUUUCAGACUGAACUUUGAAUUUGUGCGUCUACAGACGACUGUGGCUGAAAUGUUUGCAUCCUGGUUUCCGGUUCGUUCUCUCUGUCCGUGUUUCGUGCUGAUAUUAAAGUUUGUAGGUUUGAUGUAAACGGCAGCUUUCUGCAGCUAAAAACAUAACCUGCAUGCUCUCUGACCGGCGGUGGAAACUUUAACUCCUGUUUAUGAGAUGAAACGUGUAUCCGCUGUUGAACCUGCUUCUGGUUUUUAUUCCCAGGUUCUGUGUAAGCCUAAAUAUGGAAUGUACUCUCCAUGGAUCCUGUGCAGCAUCCUGAAAUGCUCACUGUUCAGAUGGAGUUAGUGUUGACUUUGCACUUUGCUUUCUGAUUCUGCAUGCGUGUCCACGGCGGCGUGGGCGGUCCCGCAGCUCGAUGAGUGAUGACGUGUGAGACUGAACCUUUACAGAGUGGAUUUAUCAGUUUGUUUUCCUGACUGUCACUCUAGCUAAUAAACCUUAA
Molecule: messenger RNA, 3214 nt
Organism: Cheilinus undulatus (humphead wrasse)
Lineage: Eukaryota; Metazoa; Chordata; Actinopteri; Labriformes; Labridae
Gene: gtpbp2b
Product: GTP binding protein 2b
Exons: 12
Coding region: 179-2014 (611 amino acids)
Biological process (GO): translational elongation
Molecular function (GO): GTP binding; GTPase activity; translation elongation factor activity
Source: RefSeq, a predicted model, not a curated record